Tachyglossus aculeatus (Australian echidna) is the source of this 3078-nucleotide messenger RNA. RefSeq names its product semaphorin 4C (gene SEMA4C). Gene Ontology annotation, biological process: negative chemotaxis; muscle cell differentiation; negative regulation of axon extension involved in axon guidance. The transcript is spliced from 15 exons. Gene Ontology annotation, molecular function: chemorepellent activity; semaphorin receptor binding. Lineage: Eukaryota; Metazoa; Chordata; Mammalia; Monotremata; Tachyglossidae. Bases 107 to 2608 code for a protein of 833 amino acids. The record is from RefSeq and is a predicted model, not a curated record.
GGACCGGGAAAGGACCAGGACCGGGAGGAGGAGAGGGCGGGCGGCGCCGUGGAAGGAGCCCAGCCCGAGAGGCAGGGCGGCCGAGGCGAGCAGAGGGGCUGGCGCCAUGGGCCUGCGCCUCCUGGUUGGGCUGAUGCUGUCGGCGGUGCUGCCGGGUCUGGGCCGUGGCGAUGGGGCUUGGUGGAACCUGGUGCCCAGGAAGACGGUGACCUACGGGGAGCUGGCAUCCGUGGCCCGGCGCUUCUCCCACGCGGGCGUGAGGGACUUCCUGACGCUGACCGAGACCAAUGGAAUCCUGUACGUGGGGGCUCGGGAGGCCUUGUUCGCUCUGGGCCUGGAGGCCCUGGAGCUGCAAGGAAAGAUCCCUUGGGAAGCUCCUGAAGAAAAGAAGACCGAAUGCACUCAGAAGGGGAAGAGCAACCAGACGGAGUGUUUCAACUUCAUCCGCUUCCUGCAGCCGUACAACUCCUCCCACCUGUACGCCUGUGGCACCUACGCUUUCCAGCCCAAGUGUGCCUAUAUCGACAAGGCCACGUUCUCCCUGGAGCGGGGGGAGAUGGAGGACGGCAAGGGCAAGUGUCCUUACGACCCAGCCACGGGUCACACCGGCCUCAUCGUGGACGGCGAGCUGUACUCGGCGACGCUCAACAAUUUCCUGGGCACAGAGUCUGUCAUCCUCCGCAACCUGGGCCCCCACCGCUCCAUGAAGACGGAGUACCUCGUCUCUUGGCUCAACGAGCCCCAUUUUGUGGGUUCGGCCCACGUGCCCGAGAGCGUGGGGAGCGCCUCGGGAGAUGACGACAAGAUCUACUUCUUCUUCAGCGAGCGCGCGGUCGAGUACGACUGCUACGCCGAGCAGGUGGUGGCCCGCGUGGCCCGCGUGUGCAAGGGGGACGUUGGGGGCGCGCGGACGCUGCAGAAGAAGUGGACGACCUUUCUGAAAGCGCGGCUGGUGUGUGCCGCCCCCGACCGCCAGCUCCACUUCAACCAGCUCCAGGCCCUGCACACCCUGCCGGGGCCCACCUGGCCCAACACCACCUUCUUCGGGGUCUUCCACGCCCGCUGGGGCGACGUGGACCUCUCGGCCGUGUGCCAGUACCAACUGGCGGACGUGCAGCGGGUGUUCGAGGGGCCCUACAAGGAGUACCGGGAGCAGGCGCAGAAGUGGAGUCGCUACACCGACCCCGUGCCCAGCCCCCGGCCCGGCUCGUGCAUCGACGCGUGGCACCGUCGGAACGGCUACGCCAGCUCCCUGGAGCUCCCUGACAACACCCUCAACUUCGCCAAGAAGCACCCGCUCAUGGAGGGGCAGGUGGGGCCGCGGUGGGGCCGCCCGCUGCUGGUGAAGAAGGACGCCAACUUCACGCGGCUGGUGGCCGACCGCGUGGCCGGCGCGGACGGGGAGGCCUAUGACGUGCUCUUCAUCGGGACGGAGACGGGCUGGCUGCUCAAGGCCGUGAGCCUGGGGCCCCGCGUCCACGUGAUCGAGGAGCUUCAGGUGUUUGACCAGGAGCCGGUGGAGAGCCUGGUCCUGGCCCGGGACAAGAAGCUGCUGUUCGCCGGCUCCCGCUCCCAGCUGGCCCAGCUGCCCCUGGCCGACUGCAGCAAGUACCGCUCCUGCGCCGACUGCGUCCUCGCCCGGGAUCCCUACUGCGCCUGGAGCCCCAACACCAGCCGCUGCGUCCCGCUCCGGGGGCACCCCUGGUCCCUGCUGCUCCAGGACGUCGCCAGCCCGGAUCCGACCCUCUGCAGCUCACGGGCCGGCAGGAAAGUCAAGAUCACGCCCAAGAACAUCACCGUGGCGGUGGGCACGGACCUGGUGCUGCCGUGCCGCCUCUCCUCCAACCUGGCCCGGGCCCGCUGGACCUUCGGGGGCCGCGACCUUCCGGCCGAGCAACCCGGCUCGCCGCUCUACGACCCGCGGCUGCAGGCCCUGGUGGUCCUGGCGGUCCAGCCGCGCCACGCCGGCGCCUACCACUGCUUCUCGGAGGAGCAGGGCGCGCGGCUCGCCGCCGAGGGCUACCUGGUGGCGGUGGCGGCCGGCCCGGCGGUCACCCUGGAGGCCCGGGCGCCGCUGGAGAGCCUGGGGCUGGUGUGGCUGGCGGUCGUGGCGCUGGGCGCGGUCUGCCUGGUGCUGCUGCUGCUGGUGUUGUCGCUGCGGCGGCGGCUGCGGGAGGAACUGGAGAAGGCGGGGGCCAAGGCGGCCGAGAGGACCCUGGUCUACCCGCUCGAGCUGCCCAAGGAGCCCGCCGGCCCCCCUUUCCGGCCGGGCCCGGAUCCGGACGACAAGCUGUGGGACCCGGCCGGCUACUACUACUCCGACGGCUCCCUCAAGAUCGUGCCCGGCCACGCCCGCUGCCAGCCGGGCGGCGGGCCCCCCUCGUCCCCGCCGGGCAUCCCCGGCCAGCCCCUUCCCUCUCCCACUCGGCUCCACCUGGGGGGCGGGCGCCCCGCGGGCGGCGCCAACGGCUACGUGCGGCUGCAGCUGGGGGGUGAGGAGCGGGCGGGGCCCGGGCACCCCCUGCCCGAGCUGGCGGACGAGCUGCGGCGCAAACUGCAGCAGCGCCAGCCCCUGCCCGAUUCCAACCCCGAGGAGUCGUCCGUGUGAUGGCCCCGGCGGGCUCGGCUCCGGCGUUUGCACAGGCACAGCUACCUCAGGGACGUGACGGGACGCGGGCGCCCACGGGCCCGUGGGAUGGGCCCGGUUCAACGGGAGGGCUCGGCCCGGGGCGGCCGGGCGGGCCCCCCCGGGUUCCCUUCCUCCGAACGACAGGCGAGGCUGAGCCCCGCCAACUGCGAUGGACGAAGGCGGGCAAGGAAGCAGAAGGCGGGGCCCCCCGCUAUCCCGGUGGGCUGUACGUGGGAAUGUAUGUUUGUGUGUGCGUGUGUGCACGAGUGUGUGUGCGUGGAUCUGAUGAUGAGGGCCAGGUAAUGGGCCGGGACACCACCUCCCCAGGGAAAAGGGGAAGGGACCCAAGUGUCCGGCUCUGUGACUUCCCCAAUCUUGUGACCGAGGGCCAUCUCUGGCCGCUCCCCCCAGGGGAAGGGUGUCAGGAGACAGGGUGUACAUAGACCAGG